Acomys russatus (golden spiny mouse) is the source of this 1744-nucleotide messenger RNA. It is a transcript of the gene Ywhag, whose product is annotated as tyrosine 3-monooxygenase/tryptophan 5-monooxygenase activation protein gamma. Lineage: Eukaryota; Metazoa; Chordata; Mammalia; Rodentia; Muridae. The record is from RefSeq and is a predicted model, not a curated record. The transcript has 2 exons. Bases 222 to 965 code for a protein of 247 amino acids. Gene Ontology annotation, molecular function: protein kinase C binding. Gene Ontology annotation, biological process: signal transduction. Gene Ontology annotation, cellular component: cytoplasm.
GGGGGUUGUCCGCCCGCGGCACGCAUUGGAGCCGCAGCCUCCUUGCGCCGGGUCCCGCGGUCGCAGCUCGUGCCGCCUCCCUCUCGUCCUCUUCAGCAGCUUGCUUCGUGGGUCGGUCCUUCCGACGCACGAGCUCCAAGCCGCGCCUGUCUUUUCCUAAAGCCCUUCAAGGCGGUCUUCGGUUUCCUUCUUUCCAGCCGACCCUCUUCAGCCCUGCGAAGAUGGUGGACCGCGAGCAACUGGUGCAGAAAGCCCGGCUGGCCGAGCAGGCGGAGCGCUACGACGAUAUGGCCGCGGCCAUGAAGAACGUGACAGAGCUGAACGAGCCGCUGUCCAACGAGGAACGGAACCUGCUGUCGGUGGCCUACAAGAACGUGGUUGGGGCCCGCCGCUCCUCCUGGAGGGUCAUCAGCAGCAUCGAGCAGAAGACCUCUGCGGAUGGCAACGAGAAGAAGAUCGAGAUGGUCCGAGCCUACCGGGAGAAGAUCGAGAAGGAGCUGGAGGCCGUGUGCCAGGAUGUGCUGAGCCUGCUGGACAACUACCUGAUCAAGAAUUGCAGCGAGACCCAGUACGAGAGCAAAGUGUUUUACCUGAAGAUGAAAGGGGACUAUUACCGCUACCUGGCUGAAGUGGCCACCGGGGAGAAGAGGGCGACCGUGGUGGAGUCGUCCGAGAAGGCCUACAGCGAAGCCCAUGAGAUCAGCAAGGAGCACAUGCAGCCCACCCACCCCAUCCGGCUGGGCCUGGCGCUCAACUACUCCGUUUUCUACUAUGAGAUCCAGAAUGCCCCGGAGCAGGCGUGCCACUUGGCCAAGACCGCCUUCGAUGACGCCAUCGCCGAGCUCGACACUCUGAACGAGGACUCCUACAAGGACUCCACUCUGAUCAUGCAGCUGCUCCGAGACAACCUAACGCUCUGGACGAGCGACCAGCAGGACGACGACGGCGGCGAAGGCAACAACUAAGGCCCCAGGCGGACUGGCAGCGCACGCCGAUGCUACUACUGCAGUCUUUAUUUUUUUCCCAUGAGUUGGGGGUCGGGUGGGGGAGGGGAAAGGGAGGGCUGACCUUCCCAGGGAGAAACCCGCGACUGUCCUGUCUUUGAUCGCCUCUUUGACAUUUUUGCCAAAAUACCACUAGUGGAAAGUCAGGCUAGCUAUGCUGGUAUCGGAGUAGCAGGCUCACACAGGCACCCGGACUGUUGUGCAGGCUCACGCAAGUGGAGCUGUCUGCCAUUAGUUUAACUUAUUGCUAGACGGUAGGGUUUUAAGAUGAGAAGAAAAACCGGAGAUGGAUGGCCCUCAUUCAGUGUGUUCUGUGGUUCCAGUAAGGAAGGACUCUGUCCGCGUGCUCUCGUCCCAGUUCUGUGGCUCUUCUCUCUCUGUUGUGGCUGUGCUUGCUUUCCUUCUUUUUCUUUCCCCAGGGUGUAUACCAGAGAAGGUAUAGUUUAGACUACCCAAGUGGACGGGCUCAGAGUGGGAGGCACACCCUUCAUGACCGGUCAGGCCUGGCCCUGCCCUUGGAAGUCUCUGACAAUGGGCUGACAGUAUUAACACUAAAUUCUAGUUUACAGUAUUUCUUGUACAUGACAGCCAUACACAACAUCGAGCCAGUGGCUCUGAGUUUUCCUUUGUCGGUUCAGCUUUGCAUCUGUAUCCCGCCGUACCCAGGUCGGUCUGGUUGACGUGGGGAGUCUCAGUGCUUCCUUCUAGGUUUUGGUUGUUGGGUGCUUGGCAGGUGGUCG